AUGAACGUCAGCUUCACCUCCAACAAACUUACCAACUCGGCCGUCGUCGACAGCACGACCGGGCAGCUCCUGUUCGAGCUCACAACUCCCUUCGGCCUCCGUCGUCACACGACACUGCGGGAUGUGCAAAAUAACGUUAUUGGUGCACACCAACGGGGCGCUAUACACGACGAGGUCACAUACCAGGGACAAACAAUGCGCGUUUCGGAAUGGCUUCACAGAAACAGUGUCUUCUCGAGUAGCCGGACAUUCACAGCUGCGAAUGGGAGGUCGUAUAAGUGGGAAAAGGGAGGCAUGUUCAAUAAGGGAUGGCAGCUCUCCGAUUGCCAGACCGGACAGCUCGUCGCGAGCGCGCACAACAAGAAGCUGUUUUCGACGAAAAAAUUGAACAUCGAAGUGGUCCAGGACGGGCUGCCGAUAUUGGACGCGAUCGUGCUUUCCUUCCUCAUCUGCGAGCUCCGGUCGAGGCGUCAGCAGAACGCCGCCGCGGCGUCGGCGGGGGCCGGUGCAUCAUAG
Messenger RNA from Trametes versicolor FP-101664 SS1, 516 nucleotides. RefSeq lists its product as uncharacterized. The record is from RefSeq and is a predicted model, not a curated record. NCBI's taxonomy places the organism in Eukaryota, Fungi, Basidiomycota, Agaricomycetes, Polyporales, Polyporaceae. The transcript is spliced from 3 exons. Bases 1 to 516 code for a protein of 171 amino acids.